Messenger RNA from Baudoinia panamericana UAMH 10762, 2814 nucleotides. RefSeq lists its product as uncharacterized. The record is from RefSeq and is a predicted model, not a curated record. Gene Ontology annotation, cellular component: nucleus; mitochondrion. Gene Ontology annotation, biological process: DNA recombination; DNA biosynthetic process; Okazaki fragment processing involved in mitotic DNA replication. NCBI's taxonomy places the organism in Eukaryota, Fungi, Ascomycota, Dothideomycetes, Mycosphaerellales, Teratosphaeriaceae. The coding region runs from base 1 to 2814 and encodes 937 amino acids. The transcript is spliced from 2 exons. Gene Ontology annotation, molecular function: DNA binding; ATP binding; DNA ligase (ATP) activity.
AUGGCGCCAAAGCAGGCGACUUUAGGGAAGUUCUUCGGCAAUGGAAACGGCAGCAAGCCGGCACCGCAGCAGGCGAAACUCAAGUUCUCCUCCAAGGCCCAGCCGAAGCCAAAAGCAGAGGAAGAAGUCGAGGAAACCCAAGCUAGAGCUGAUCACGCUAACGGCGUUAAUGGUCACGUUAAGGACGAGGGCGUGGAUAUGAAGGAUGUUGUCAGUGUGAAGCACGAAGGCGAUGACGACGCUGAAGGCAAAACCGUAGUGAAAGCCGAACCAGCGUCGACAGGCAGUGCCAAGAAGCGCUCGGCUUCGAGGGUAUCAGAAGACGAACAGGCAGUGGAGGCCGACGCUGAAGCACCGCCAGCCAAGAAGCAGCGACAAAAGGGCACCGAAGCUAAGCUUAAGAGAGGCGUGGCUGUGAAGAAGGAUGCCAAGAAGGUUCGGAAAGUGAUGGAGGAGGAAGACGAGGAUGAUGUGCCUGUCAAGGUAGAGCAACGGUUGUCAAACAACGCACGUAAUGCAGAAGAUAGUGUGGGCGAUGACGAGGAGCCGCAGCCACCCAGCAAGCCGUUAAAGACUUCAGAAUCAAAGCCUGAGCAGGCGCAGAGCAAGACUCCCAGCACAAAGGCGAGAGCUGCGGUACAAGAGGCCGACGAAGAACAAGCGAUGAACAGUGAGCCUGACUCGGUGGCAGAGGCUGAAGCAGAAGCAACGGAUGAGGAGGAAGACGAGAAGCCAGCCGUGUCUGCGAAAGCGCGAGAGAAGUUGCAGAGCACUCUAACCUCGACAUCAAAGGAUGCGUACCCUGAUUGGAAACCCGGCGAGCCUGUUCCGUAUGCAGCGCUCUGCACCACCUUCUCCAAGAUCGAGAUGACAACGAAGCGGCUCGAGAUCUUAGCCCUCUGUGCAGCGUUUCUGCGCCAGGUGUUACGACUCACACCAGAAGACUUGUUACCGACAGUGCUACUAAUGAUUGGCAAGCUGGCGGCUGACUAUUCGGGCAUCGAGCUCGGUAUUGGCGAGUCACUCAUUAUGAAGGCUAUUGGCGAGACCACUGGGCGCAGUCUGAAGAUCAUCAAAGAAGACCAGCAGAAGAUCGGCGACCUUGGGCUGGUAGCGGCAAAGAGCAGACAGAAUCAGCCGACUAUGUUCAAGCCUAAGCCACUCACAGUGCGUGGUGUCCACGAAGGCCUAAUGAAAAUUGCUACUGUCGAAGGUCAAGGCUCGCAGCAGCGGAAGGUUGACGGCAUCAAGAAGCUGCUGUCUUCGGCUGACGUGUCGCUCGCCAAAGGUCAAACCGUCGAUAUCAACAAAGACAAGGGUGGCCCGAGCGAGUCAAAGUUCAUCAUUCGUGCUCUGGAAGGCAAGAUGCGCCUCGGUCUUGCCGAUAAGAACUUGCAGGUCGCUCUAUCGCACGCCAUUGUUGCUCAUGAGGUUUCAAAAGACGGCAAGAAGGUGCCCACCGAAGCCGACCUGAAGAAGGGCGAAGAGGUGUUCAAGUCCGUCUACAACGAGCUGCCAGCCUACGAGGUCAUCGUCCCAGCGCUGCUGAAAGGCGGCAUCUGGAACUUGCACGAGACUUGCAAGCUUCAGCCCGGCGUACCUCUCAAGCCUAUGCUUGCUAAGCCAACCAAGUCCAUUGGAGAGGUACUGGACCGCUUCGAAGGCAAGGACUUCACCUGCGAGUACAAGUACGAUGGUGAGAGAGCGCAAAUACACUUCGUGGCCCAUGAUGCAGGCCAGGAGUUUGCCGCUACGGAAGCACCGAAGGAGGGCAAGUCUGAUCGUGGCGUCUCCAACAUCUUCUCACGAAAUAGCGAAGACCUCAGCAAGAAGUACCCGGACAUUCUCGCCAAGCUACCAACGUGGGUCAAGGAGGGUACGAUGUCAUUCGUCCUUGACUGCGAGACUGUCGCUUGGGACGUGGAGAAGAAGCACGUCCUGCCAUUCCAGCAGCUCAUGACGCGAAAGAAGAAGGACGUCAAGACCGAGGAUAUCAAAGUCAAAGUCUGCGUGUUCGCCUUCGACUUGCUGUACCUCAACGGCGAGGCGCUGGUGAAUAAGCCCUUCCGCGAGCGACGAGACCUGAUGUACGGAGCCCUCGAGCCCGUUGAAGGCGAGUUUGCAUUCGCUCAAUACGGCAACACGAGAGAAAUCGAGGAAAUCCAAACACUGCUGGAGGACUCCGUCAAAGCCUCUUGCGAAGGUCUGAUGGUCAAGAUGCUUGAUGGUGUAGAAUCGCAUUACGAGCCCUCCCGGCGCUCUCAAAACUGGCUCAAAGUCAAAAAGGACUACCUCUCUGGCGCAGGCGACUCGCUUGACCUUGUCGUCCUGGGCGCCUACUACGGCAAAGGCAAACGUACAUCCGUCUACGGCGCCUUCCACUUGGCUUGCUACAACCCAGAGAAAGAGAUGUACGAGACCGUGUGCAACAUCGGCACGGGCUUUUCCGAAGUCCUUCUGAACGAACUCUACGAGACGCUUUCUCCGCUUGUUAUUGACCGUCCCAAGCCUUUCUACGACCACAGCAUGGGCAAAAACGACCAGCCGGAUGUCUGGUUCGAGCCGCAGUAUGUGUGGGAGGUGAAGACGGCGGACUUGACGCUUUCGCCGCGGUAUCGCGCGGCGAGCUCAGGGUUUGGGAGUGAUGGCACGCAUAAGGGUGUUAGUUUGCGGUUCCCGCGGUUCAUCAGAGUGAGGGAUGAUAAGAAGCCUGAGGCGGCUACGUCGAGUAAGCAGGUGGCGGAGAUGUAUAGGGCGCAGGAGACGGUGGGGAAGGAGAAGAAGACGGGCGUGGACGAUGACUUUGAGUACUGA